Melospiza georgiana is the source of this 1363-nucleotide messenger RNA. RefSeq names its product probable 2-ketogluconate reductase. NCBI's taxonomy places the organism in Eukaryota, Metazoa, Chordata, Aves, Passeriformes, Passerellidae. Gene Ontology annotation, cellular component: cytosol. The record is from RefSeq and is a predicted model, not a curated record. The coding region runs from base 156 to 1142 and encodes 328 amino acids. The transcript has 6 exons. Gene Ontology annotation, molecular function: NAD binding; hydroxypyruvate reductase [NAD(P)H] activity; glyoxylate reductase (NADPH) activity.
AUUUCUGUUCCUGACAGCUGUCUGGGGGUGGUCACUCUUGCUGACAGUGUUGGGAGUUAGUUGGGCAGAAGAAAUCCGGCACGGCAGCAUAAUAUGGAAUCUUAGAUCACGGGGACAGAACUUGUUCAGACUGAUUAUGUGAAUACCUCUGUAUCAUGGAAGAAGGAGAACUACCUUGGCUUUUGGUAAAUGAAGUUGGUGGCAUACGUGGGAUAUUGCAUAGCCAUGUGCCAUUCCUGAAGAAACAUUUCCACCUCAUCACCAUGAAGGAAUUUCUUGAAAACAGAAAAGAUGUAGGCAAAAAGGUCCAAGCAAUCUAUUUGUGGUGGCACAAACCGGUCAUUGACAAAGAGCUCCUCCAGAGCCUGCCAAACUUAAAAGUGAUUGCAAAUUCAGGGGUGGGGAUGGAUCACUUGGAUCUGAAGCUUAUAGCUAGCUUUUGUGUGAAGAUGGCUAAUGCUCCACGUGCUGUUUCCAGCACCACAGCAGAUACUGGGAUGGCUUUGCUGCUAGCCUCUGCUAGAAGACUUGUGGAAGUCCAUAACAUUUCAGUUUCUCCAAGUAUGGACUACUGUGAAGCUGAUAUUCUGGGAGUUAAAGUUGCUGGAGCUACUCUGGGGAUCAUUGGCAUGGGCCGCAUUGGGUAUAAGAUUGCUGUGAGAGCCAAAGCAUUUGAAAUGAACAUUUUGUACCACAACAGGACACGGAGGAAAGUGCAAGAGGAGCAAGCUGUUGGUGCCACUUACUGCAAAAAGAUAGACAGUUUGCUCCAGCAGGCAGAUUUUGUGAUGCUAGUGGUGAGCCUGACACCUCAGACACACAAGCUGAUCGGGAAAAGAGAACUGGAGCUGAUGAAACCCACAGCUACCCUCAUUAACAUCAGCCGAGGUGCAGUAGUUGACCAAGAGGCGCUAGUGGCAGCUCUGCAGACCGGUGUUAUCAGGGCCGCGGCUUUGGAUGUCACCUCCCCAGAGCCACUGCCCAGAGAUCAUGCAUUGUUAAAAUUAAAGAACGUCAUUAUAACACCUCACCUCGGCAUUAAAACAGACAAGGCCACCUACAUGAUAACAGAGGAAGCAGUUGAAAACAUACUAGCAGCCCUGAAUGGUCUCCCCCUACCCAGUGAAGUGCUCCCUAGCUAAUGUGUGAAAGGAUAUUGCGGAUCUUUUCAUUCUUCUCUUUGUCUUUUUAUUCUUAUCUUUCCCCUGCACAUCAGCUCUAAAGAUCUUGUUAAAUAUAAGAAUGUCCAUACAUCUCACUAAAGCUUCGAAGGAAGCAGUUUGCUAUCGUGUCAGUUGUGUUUUUAUAGUUUCUCUUGUCUAACACAGGUCCAAAAGGCAAAUAAACACCCUGAGUGGCAGUG